AUGAAAACAAUUGAUGAGGUAAGCAUAGAAGGGAAAAGUGUAUUCCUUCGGGUGGAUUUCAAUGUUCCGAUUUCAAAUUUAGUAGUUUUGAAUGACUUCAAAAUAGCUUCUGUUCUACCAACAAUCAAGUUUCUCCACUCUAAAGGCCCCAAGAAGGUAAUAAUUGGAAGUCAUUUGGGAAGGCCUAAAGGGAAGUAUUCCAAAGAGUUUUCUCUCAUUCCGGUGUACUCUGUACUAAAGAAACUUCUCGGGAAAGAGAUUGGAGUUGAGUUGGCCUUCUGUGACAUAUGGGAUGUUGAGAAUACACAUCACACAUGGAUAUUACUGGAAAACCUGAGGUUUUGUAGUGCAGAGGAAAGAGAAGACGAUAGGGAUCUUGUCGAAAGAUACAGAAAUGCAUUUAUAAAGAACAUGGACAUUGCUGUAAUAGAUGCAUUUGGGUGUUUGCAUAGAGAAUGUGGAUCUAUACAAAGGACUGGACUGCCUUCAUACUCUGGAUUUUUGGUUCAAAAGGAAAUAGAUUCAAUAAGAGAGAUCGCCGAGGAAAAUAUAGAUCUCAUGAUACUAGGAGGAAAGAAGAUAUCGGAUAAGAUUAAGCUGCUCAAAUCGCUAGGACAACGAACCAAAAACUUAUUUGUUACUGGAGGGCUAGCUUUCCCAUUUAUCAAGUACAUAUUAGGAAAGGAGGUUGGGGACAGUGUCUGUGAGGAGGUUUCCAAAGAAGAAGUGAAGAAGAUACAUGAAAUCUGUGAGUCUCAUGGAACAAGAAUGCUUUUUCCUGUUGAUUUCACAGUUCUUCACAACGGGAGAGUACAGAAAUCUAGAACCAUACCUUCCGAAGGAACUGCAAUGGACAUAGGGCCUGAAACGAUAGAAAUGCUGAAAAAAGAGGUUUCAAGGGCGAAUGUAGCUUUCUGGAAUGGGCCUCCGGGUGUAUUUGAAGAGAAAAACUUCUCAGAUGGAACAAGAGCCUUAGUGAAUAUUCUAGAGAGCUUAAAAAAGAGAGGGGGGAAAUCCUUCUGUGGAGGGGGAGAAACAGCAGGUGCAAUCAAAUUAUUUGGUAACUACGAUGGCUUUACUUACGUAUCCACUGGAGGAGGUGUACUGAUGAAAUUGCUAAGUAAUGAGAAACUUCCUGGAUUGGAUUUCCUAUCGAACCAGUCUUGA
Messenger RNA from Encephalitozoon romaleae SJ-2008, 1167 nucleotides. Its product is annotated as phosphoglycerate kinase. Gene Ontology annotation, biological process: gluconeogenesis; glycolytic process. The record is from RefSeq and is a predicted model, not a curated record. Gene Ontology annotation, molecular function: phosphoglycerate kinase activity; ADP binding; ATP binding. Gene Ontology annotation, cellular component: cytosol. The transcript has a single exon. Lineage: Eukaryota; Fungi; Microsporidia; Unikaryonidae. The coding region runs from base 1 to 1167 and encodes 388 amino acids.